AUGCACCACGACUCGAUGGCGCAGAGCCCCGUCCCCCGCCCCCUUCCCAUCCCGCCGCCUUCGCCAAUGCUCCCCCCGCCGGAAAUAAAGCCACCAUAUGAACUUGAGAUGACUUCAACAGGUGGAGGCGUGAAGAUGGUGGAGUGCACGAGUGUUGGACCUGCCACAAACGAAGCGCGUCCAGCCCCUGAGGCGUUACCGCUGCCACCAGUCAGUGGCCCCUCUGCCAUCCAUUACGGGAGACGCCGCGGCAGCCGCCCCCUGUGCCGCUGUAUGAAGCAGCGCACGGAUUGUGGAAUGCGGCUGAGCUGUGCUCGACUCGGACACCGCUGCUUGGGCGUUUUCCCUGCUUCUCUAGUCCGCUACAGAGAGCGCCAGCGACGGGAGCUCGGGAUCGAGCGAUUCCGACGUGAAGGCCUGUGCGCUGAGGAGAGCGAUGCAGCGACGCUGCCGCUGGGCGACGUGCUCCCUCCCACGGACGCGGACACCGCAUCGGAUGAGCAGAGCGACGCAGCGACGCUGCCGCUGGGCGACGUGCUCCCUCCCACAGACGCGGACACCGCAUCGGAUGAGCAGAGCGACGCAGCGACGCUGCCGCCAGUCAGUGGCCCCUCUGCCAUCCAUUACGGGAGACGCCGCGGCAGCCGCCCCCUGUGCCGCUGUAUGAAGCAGCGCACGGAUUGUGGAAUGCGGCUGAGCUGUGCUCGACUCGGACACCGCUGCUUGGGCGUUUUCCCUGCUUCUCUAGUCCGCUACAGAGAGCGCCAGCGACGGGAGCUCGGGAUCGAGCGAUUCCGACGUGAAGGCCUGUGCGCUGAGGAGAGCGAUGCAGCGACGCUGCCGCUGGGCGACGUGCUCCCUCCCACGGACGCGGACACCGCAUCGGAUGAGCAGAGCGACGCAGCGACGCUGCCGCUGGGCGACGUGCUCCCUCCCACGGACGCGGACACCGCAUCGGAUGAGCAGAGCGACGCAGCGACGCUGCCGCUGGGCGACGUGCUCCCUCCCACGGACGCGGACACCGCAUUGAAUGAGCAGAGCGACGCAGCGACGCUGCCGCCAGUCAGUGGCCCCUCUGCCAUUCAUUACGGGAGACGCCGCGGCAGCCGCCCCCUGUGCUGCUGUAUGAAGCAGCGCACGAACGGUGGCACGCAGAAUGAACAUGAACUGGCUAGACUAUGGCCCACUAACGAGAAGGUGCCCCUGCCCCCUGUCGAUAAUUUGUGUAUGACGUACUUGAGACCCUCAACAUCUUUGACAAGCGCUAUGGGCCGUGCCGUGCCCACUUCAUCAGCAGCCUAUACUACACAGCGUUCCCAUCAACUUAUUUUACCUCCGGUGGCCCCAGUCGUAGACCGUCCUCCUCUCCCAUUCGUCAGAGCCCCCACGUGGUGGGCAAAUAUGCGUGAACACUUCCACCUGCUGCGCGUGGUGCUCUUAUUUUUUUCCCUCUUCUUUGAACCAUUUCCGUGCUAG
This is a messenger RNA of Leishmania braziliensis MHOM/BR/75/M2904, 1476 nucleotides long. RefSeq lists its product as hypothetical. The coding region runs from base 1 to 1476 and encodes 491 amino acids. Lineage: Eukaryota; Euglenozoa; Kinetoplastea; Trypanosomatida; Trypanosomatidae. The transcript has a single exon. The record is from RefSeq and is a predicted model, not a curated record.